Fundulus heteroclitus (mummichog) is the source of this 2949-nucleotide messenger RNA. Its product is annotated as MAR-binding filament-like protein 1. Lineage: Eukaryota; Metazoa; Chordata; Actinopteri; Cyprinodontiformes; Fundulidae. Gene Ontology annotation, cellular component: cilium. Bases 160 to 1569 code for a protein of 469 amino acids. The transcript is spliced from 3 exons. The record is from RefSeq and is a predicted model, not a curated record.
GGGAAAGAGUUGGAAGAGGAUUCUCCUGAAUUUUACUUGCCGAACAAGUGAAAAGCUGGAGAUCUGCAACUAACUUAUCAGUAUAUAUCCUGUCAGCACAGCGGAGCUAAUAGGAAACACCUUUAUUUGAACGCACAACAGGCAGCAACUAAAGAGCAGAUGAUGGAAAACUGUCAGGAGGACACCGAAAAAAACUUUCAGGACCUCUACACGCAGCUGUCUGCUGAGGUGAAGGCACUUGAAGGAAGGUAUGCCAGAACUACACAGGAGAACGAACAGCUGAGAGAAACCCUGUACCACAUGGAGCAUCAGUUAGAAAUGCGUGAAAAGAAACACCAGGAUCAAAAAAAUCAACUCUCAGAAGAAAUCGCUCAUUUGGGACAUAAGAUCCACACGUUGAGGUCACUGAACAACCAUCUAAUGGACGAAGAAGAGGAAAUAAUGGAACAUGAAUCCUCUCUGAUAAAGCAGAAUGCUAACUUAAAAAUAGAAGUGGGUUCCCUGAAAUCCAAGAUAGCAGCGGCGGUAGAAGACACAAAAAAUCUGAAAGCCAAAUAUUGCAAAGAGGUUCAAAACCUUCGAUAUCAGCUAGAACAAGCCGAGGAAGUAACUUUAAAUCUGGAGGAGAUAAAAGCAAAACAGGAUGCUAAGAUAGCUCAAAAUGAGUGUCUGAUAGACGAAUUGUGCACGUUAACAGAGAGUCUCAGAGAUACCAUCAGAAAUCUGAAGAGGCAAAUGGAGUUGACUCAAGAGGAUAAGUUACUGCAUAACAAAGCGACUCAAAGCCUCAGAGACGAAUUUGAGGCUUUGGGUGAAACUAUGGAUCAAGAGAUAACACAAAACCCUGUUGUUGAAUCCCAACACCAAGCCCAAACUGUUAAAGCUGAAAAAUCGACUCAAAUGGACACUUUGAGCUGUGAAUUGAAGCAGCCAAAGACUUUAACCGAAAAAUCGACUAAAGCGCAAACUUUGAGCUGUGAAUUGAAGCAGCCAAAUACUUUAACCAAAAAAUCUACGCAAGCGGACACUUUGAGCUGUGAAUUGAAGCAGCCAAAGACUUUAACCGAAAAAUCGACUCAAGCGGACACUUUGAGCUGUGAAUUGAAGCAGCCAAAUACUUUAACCAAAAAAUCUACGCAAGCGGACACUUUGAGCUGUGAAUUGAAUCAGCCAAAGACUUUAACCGAAAAAUCAACUAAAACACAAACUUUGAGCUGUGAAUUGAAGCAGCCAAAUACUUUAACCGAAAAAUCUAAGCAAGCGGCGACUUUGAGCUGUGAAUUGAAGCGGCCAAAGACUUUGACCGAAAAAUCUACUAAAAAGCAAACCUUGAGCCGUGGACCGAAGCAGCCUAAAUCUCUCGCUGAAAAAACUUCACAGACUGAAACUUUACGUCUAAAUAAACAAGCGCCUUCUGCCAAGUCUGGACGAUGGUGGCGGUGUUGUGCGGAAGGUCUGUUGGUUAUUGGCAAAUACAUCAUCCUUGGUACUGGGCAAGUAGGAAUGACAGUAAUGGCUUACGAAAUGGUUAAUAGCCUCUGUUUCAUGCAUAAAGAAAUCGUCUUUUAAAAGCAAUCAAGCUAAAAGGAAAAAAAAAUCAAAGCAAUCUAUACAGAAAUUAUGUAAAGGUUACUUCGCCUAUUUUUUCACAAAUAUAUUUUUUAUAAAAAUGAUCAUAAAUCUUAAAGACAUCAUUUUCAUAACAUUCAUAUGAUUAAGUUGAGUGGAAUCCCUCAAAUCUACGGCAUAGGAAAACUAUUUUUCAUCUGAAAAAUCACGUCGUGAAAUAAAAACUACAUAGACCAGAAUUCCUUGAGGCCCAUCUAGUGCGCAUGUGAGGAAAGGUUGUUGUCAGCGGUGGUUAUGGAGAUGAGAUGGGACUGCGAGUCGUCAAUAAUACGGUAAUGCUCCUGGUAAGAUGUCUCCAAAAUGCCAGAGAGAAGGCGUUUGUGUUCCCAGCUGCGCGCUUACUAAGAAAAGUGGGUAAAAAGCCGCGGCUGUCACGACGUUUUUCGCACUUUAGGCGCUUUUAAGUCGCUCCGCAGAAUACAGGCAGCUACUGUUACUAGAUCGCGUUUGCUAUGUUGGCAGAUGGAUGAGUUAUUGCGGCUUAGCUAAUGCACCCCCCAUCCACCCAAUUUAACACGUUUAAGUCCGCACCAGAAUGCCACCUCUUAAGUUAUGUACGCCAUGUUUGUGUCACAUAGACGAAGAGAAAUCCACGUAAACGUCAUAUAAACUGUUUAUUUAUUUAUUUAUUUAUUUUUGGACUGGAGCUGGAAUUACAUAAGUCAGCACUAAGUGGAAACUUUGAGCCUUUUUUCAAGUCACACCCUCCUGUCAACCCAGUAGUUGAGUUUAAAAAAAAUAAUAUAUAGGUCUAUUUUAAUGUAUUUUACAGAAUUACUAACUCCAACAGCUCCCAAAAGGCAUAGCUAAGACAAAUUCUAGAUGUAAAGUUAGAAUAUCAUUUUCUACCAUGCCCUUUAAACUUAAGCAGCCCUGUUACGACCAGCCGUGUCGUAUUCUUUUUAGUUCGGUUUUUAGUCAAUGACUAAACGAAAACUAUCUUUCAGCGUCUAUCAGAGGGAUGCCCAAGAAGACAGGAUUCACUGUGGUCAGCUCUUCCAGUCAUGAGGAUAACUUCAGUGCCAAGGAGCUCAUGGUCCACGCUCCCACUGUCAAUGGUUGGAGAUCCAGCAGGUAAUUUAAACCUGGAUUAUUUAUUAGUGUAGCAUGAGGUCGGCAAACAUUGCCAUCCGAACAGGCAUUUUUACUUUUGCUCCUACUAAACUAAACUGCCAAAUCCACGUAGUGCUUUUAAAAAAAUGGCUUAUUAAGUUUUAUAAAUACCCAUUUGUUUUAUUGGUAAAUGAAAGUGAAAACAACUAUUAUAUUUAUUUAAUUGGAUGUAAUCAAAUGGAUAUACUAGUUGAACAUCCACCUUAA